Molecule: messenger RNA, 540 nt
Organism: Rotaria sp. Silwood1
Lineage: Eukaryota; Metazoa; Rotifera; Eurotatoria; Philodinida; Philodinidae
Source: the annotation of a GenBank genome assembly
AUGGCUACUAGUUAUCAACAAGGUUCAUGUCGAUAUCCUAAUCUACUUGUUACAGUGAAACCAAACACAGAAGAAAGAUCAGUAACUGAAAUCGAUACUAAACAACGAAUGCAUCAUUCAAAAAAUAAUUAUCAUUCGACAUAUCUCCAUCCAACAACUAUUUAUUAUAAUAGUAAUCAUCAAUAUCAUCAAGCAAAACAACAUUUUCCACGUUCAUCAUCUUCAACGAUUCAACAUCGUUCACAAAAUAAUGAUCGUUUUCAUUAUUAUCAUCAACAACAGCAACAACAACCAAUUCGUCCGUUAAUGGAAAUAAAAGAUAAUCAAUUUUCUUUAAAUGAUAAUACGAUAACAUAUUCGAAUUCAAAACCAAGAGAACCAAAACAACGUGGUCAAUAUCGUAAUAGAAAAGCUGAAUUAGAUUGGGAUCAUGCAUUUGAUCUUGAUCAACUUGAUUUAUAUAUAACACAAAAUGAUACUGACAAUUAUUCACUUACAAGUAUUCAUAGUUCAGGUGAUAAUUCAUUGUCAUCCGUAUAA